AUGGAUCCGUCCGCCUCAAUUAAAGAAGUACUAGUUGAAAGCGCAGUUGACUGGGGCCCUCUGGGAGACUUCCUUCUAGACAACGUUUACGUCACGCAUCACGGGCGACGGUUAGACUCUUGUUCAACACUGGAGGAGUCAGAAGUGGGCAACCUGGACGUCCUGCAGCUAAGGGGUCGACUGAAGAGCACUUACUGUCCUCAAGCUCACAGUCUAGUGUAUGAGUUUUGCUUCCUUGCUUGGCAGCUCCAGCAUUCAGGACUUGGGGAAGUUGCCUUGCAAAACUACUUGGAUGAAUUCAAGAGCCUUAGCACAGCUUUGAUGUGCUGCAUCCAGGGCCGCGAUCCAGUCAAGGCUGGUUAUCUGGCCCGCCUGUUCCUUGCUACCGAUUGUGUAAGGUACAUCGUGACGAUGCUUUUAGGACCUUCUGCAAACUCGUUCAGGUCCCAAGCUGAAUACAAGCGCAAAGUCGUCCGCAUGGAGCUUCUGUCGAGCUUGCUCUUUGCCUCGCCCUCCUCCGGACCUACUGCGCAGAUCCUGUACGGAAACCUCGAAGAGGCGAUCAACGGAGUUCUUGAUGAACUCGGAAAGCUGCCUCUUCCAACUGAUGCUCGAAAGCAAGGCACGCAGCUUGUCUCGGCUCUGCUCCAGGGACUGCGCACGAUAGCCAAUACGGAUGCCAGUCUCAAAAUUCGUUUCUCCGCUCUCCUCCGCGUCCGAAUCUUCCCAAUCGUAUCUCUUGUGUUGGAAGAAAUGAAGGAUCUUGCGUCCUCUGGAGGAUCGUCUCCCUGCUACCUGCGAUGGUUCUGGUCCUUAGAAGAGAGCGCAGAGCUUCUUGACCCCAAAUGGAAGCAGGAAUGGAUCCGCUACUGCUUCCGUAGCCGCGAAGAAGACAACGGUACCCAACAUGAGGUCGUCAUCCAGAGAGGCACGAACCUGCUGACUCAAGCCGUCGAAAACUUAGGGUCCGCCUCCUGGAAGUCUCUCAUGCGGCCGCUUGCUGUGACCUUCGAGGGAGAAGAGGGGAAGGGGCCAGGUCUCUUACGGGAGUUCUUUACCCUGGUCACGCGGCAGCUCUUUGACCCUGCGUGUGCGCUGUUCGUCGCGACCGGUCCCGACAAGCGGUGCUUCUUUCUCAACCACGCCUCUAGCAUCAAUCCCGGCCAUCUAGCUUACUUUAGGUUCUGCGGCCGCUUUGUCGCACUCGCGCUGUCCGGGGGGGUCGUUUUGGGAGUUCGCUUCACUUGCGGACUGUUUGAUCUGCUCAAGAAGGCAGACGCAAGCUACGUUUGGAACAUCGAAGCGGCUCUGAAGACAGCGGAGGAUCUUGAUCCGGUUCUAUUUGACAGCUGCAAGAAGCUGCUGGCAAUGAGUGCGCAAGAAUUGAAGGAGGCCUCUUUACCGUUCGUGUGCACGGAACCCGACGGCUUCGGCGGAUCCAAUGAAACGCCCUUGAUCCACACAGAUGGGGAUCGUUUCGUAACGACAGCGAACCGGGAGUUCUUCGUUUGCGAAAAGAUUCGGCGCCAGCUGCUAAAGCCCGUUAUGAAACAAGCAGCAGCGCUCAAGGAGGGGCUCUCGUAUCUGCUACGGCCCGGAAUUGAGCUGUCCGAACUCCUCGGACCUUUGGGGCGGCAGUACUUUGACCAACUGCUUCUCGGCCAACCGGAAGACCUCUCCAUCGUGGACUGGAAGGCCCACACAGUCUACCACGGCUACGGCGCCAAGUCAAAGGUCAUCAAAAGGUUCUGGAAGGUCGUGGAGGGCCUCUCGGACGAUCAGCGGCGACGCCUCCUCUUUUUCGCCACUGCUGUGAAGUCGCUCCCGCUCGCCGGUUUUGCCGGCUUACAGUCCCGAUUUCACAUCCACAAAGCCGAUUGCGCGUUGAACAGGUUGCCCACCGCGCACACGUGCUUCUUUCAGCUUGUCCUUCCGGCGUACGAUUCCUGGAAAGCUAUGCGACGGAGUCUGCUGACUAUCGCGCAGGAGGAGGUUUCGCAAGGUUACGGGAUGAUUUGA
Molecule: messenger RNA, 2019 nt
Organism: Klebsormidium nitens
Lineage: Eukaryota; Viridiplantae; Streptophyta; Klebsormidiophyceae; Klebsormidiales; Klebsormidiaceae
Source: the annotation of a GenBank genome assembly